GGAGCGCACGAGGAGGCGCGGCGGCAGUGCGGCACUACAACUCGUCGUCGGCACACACCUCGCAACACGUCGUGCUCCGCGAGUCGUCCGCAGUAGAACCGUGUUUAUUUUAAGAAGUCGACGUCGUUUCCUAUAAAUGGUUAUUUCGCCGUUCCGUUGACAAAAACCGAACGUCUCGCUCCGCGCGCGCGUCCGCCAACUCGUUCGCACCUUUUGUGUCCCCUCCGUCCGUCCGUCCUCGCGCGCGAGUUUCGAACGAGAAUUUUUUUUUUUUUUCUAGGCGCCCGUUUUUUUUCUCGCUCCUCGCGAGUUUUCACCCCGUUCUCGGCGCCCAGUCAGCAGAGCCGCCGCCGCCGCCAAAAUGCCCGUCUUCCACACGAAAACCAUCGAGAGCAUACUGGAACCCGUCGCCCAACAGGUAAGCGAACGGCGACGUCCGGCCAAAAUUAUGGCGUACGGGACGGUAUCGGGUCGCGGCGGGACGGGCCGGCGGGAACGUCUCGUUAUCCGCGGGCCCGGACUACGCGGCCGUUUUUCCUCGUCCCAAUGCCAACAACUCAUACAGAUUGGUUUUUUUUUUUUUUUAUCUAUUAAAAUCCGCCGCUCGUCUGCCCUUCCACUCUCCUUCUCGACGGACUUGACCCGAUUGUUUUCGACCGCGGUGUGAAAUUAAUACGAACAAUAUUUCGUUACCGUUAUUAUUAUUUUAUUUUUUCCUCGUUUAAUCCGAUCUCAAGGAUUCCGGACGCGGCGUGUACCCGUGCCAACGCUCCGUCAUCAAUGAACCCGUCCGGUCUCGACGUCCGGAUGCCUGACUUUUUGACGUAACGAUUGAUUUACGAGUCCCUUAUAAUAUUAUUGUUAUUGCACUCUGCGAUUUCCGAACGGUCUAAUUUUAUAUAUAUUUUUUUUUGUUCCAUUAAUAAAAACCUCACUCGUUUCCGUGGUCCAGAGCGGCCCCGCACGGUACCCGUCGUGGGCGGACACACACACACACACACACUUGAUAACGGGCCGUUUUUCCGUUCGUGUCGACGGUCCCCCCCUCGGACGACAAAUAAUAUCGUGUUCGUCGAAAGCCCGUUGUUUACUUACAUAAUAAUUAUGUUGUUACGUACUGGUGCGAUUGUAACACGAAUGUCCGCAGGAAUUUCCGUAAUAAUUAUUGCAGCUGUGGAAUUUCGAUAAGAAUGCAUUAUUGAAAAACAGGAAAAAAAAAAAAACCGAACGAUUUUAAAGUACACUGUACCGUUGCCCACCUUAUCUAAUACCGCUUUGUUAUUAAAAAAAAAAAAAAAAAUAAUAUUUCAUCGCACAUUUUGAUAAGAGUGUUGUGAUAAUGAUAUUAUGAUAAUGUAAACAUUGGGGUUUUUAACAGUACGGUCGUUUUUCGUAAAUACCGAUAUGGCGUUUGACAACACGCGAUCUGUAUAGGGGGGUAUGCUCGGGAAUUUAUUACAGCUGAUCGCGCGCCGCCGUCCCAAAACAAAACACUGUACAGUUGUUCAAACGUGCGAAUCAAUUAAUAGCUGAUAACAUUUUAUUUUCGUAAACAAUAAUUACGGGGUCGAUGAAGUGCUGCCGUAUUUGUUCUAUAACACAAUGGACAUUGCAAUGUUAAAACGUUCGUUCGGUACCCGAUCGUUUUUACUUUUCAACGAAUUGUCUCAUCGUACGAUAUCCAGACAAUACGAACAAUUCGUUUUUAAAUUAUAACACUUGUACAUAAUGUUAGAUAGAUAAAAAAAAAAAAACAAAACAAAACAAACGAUAAAAACCUAGUUAAAUUUAAAGAAAUUGAAAAUAAUAAUAAAAUAUAUUUUUAUGUACUUGCGAAGUUUUUUUUUUUUUUUUUUUUUUUUUUUUUUUUAUGAUCAGCAUUAUAAUGCACAGCGUUACCUACGUAUAAAACAAUUUUAUUGUCUGCACAAUUGUUUCAUAUAAUAAUAUACCUCCUAAUCGCACUUUUCUAACGUAUACUAGGUACUCCCGACAGAUAGUUACAGUAUGUCAAUGCUAUAUUGAGUACUUUAUUUUAUACGUUUAUAAUUACCUACAGGCUAUAGGUACGCGUCUGCCCGAUCGUCUAAAUCAGAUACCUGGGUACCGAGUACAGAAUAUUAAGUAGUAGCAGCAUUUUCCUUUCUAACAAAUUUUGGUUGUGUUUUAAAACAUUUUAAUUGUAGGUAAACGACAUUCAAUACGUAGGUACAAGUUAGAGAUUAAAUACUUAUAAAUAAGUAUUUAAUAUGGAUUUUUACAAUAAUUCACUCUGUAAUCUAUAGUUCUGAUUCAAUAAUAUUUAUAGCUACCUAUCUAUUUUAUUCAAUUUUUUUUUUUUUUUUUCAUGUCAUAAUCAUUAUAAUACCUACCUAUAAUUGUUAAAUAUACAACUGAUAUAUCAAUCGUUAUUGGUUCAUUUGGUUGACUCACGGUUAAGUAAAUAUUUGAAAAUGUUUUCAGAAUAUUUUCACAGUUAAACAAAUUACUGUUUAUUACAGGUUACUGCACAAUUUGUUUUGCAAAUUUUCAACAAGUACUUACUUGGUUAUUUCAAUAUCUAGUUACAUUUUCAAGUGUAUUCAAUUUAACAUAAAGUUAUUUUCAAAAUCUAGUUUAUGACAAUUUAUUAUAUCAUCAAAAUAACAAAGAAAAAUAAUCUCAACAAAUUUACUACAGUGGUACAGUGAAUUACUUUGCUGGUUAUUUCUCAUAUCUAUAUAAUUUCUAUAUAAUUCAGUACACAUUUAAUUAUACCUCUGGGUUUAGAAUAAGUAGGUAUAUAAUUUAAACAUAAAACAUAGUUUUAUAAGUUUUUCGCCAUUAUUUAGAAGUGAUGUGUGUUAGAUAUAGUGUUUAAAAAUUAAAUUUCUUGUAUGUAUACAUUACUAUUUUCUUCAAUAUAGGGACCAAAGAAAGAAAAAAGUAUGCAGAGAUAAUUUAGUUUACCCUUUAACUACUCUAUUUUUAUAACCAAUGUGGUCUUAUAGUUGGGAUAAAAACUGCCUAUUUUUAGAGUAGAAGUCAUGAUCAGAACAUGAUACAUAUGGAUUCCAUACAAUUCUUGAACACUCAAUAUUUAUAUGAAUAGUUAGUAUGAAUAGAUGGAAGUCGUUUUAUAGUAUAUUAAUAGUUUAUUACUUGAAAAGUACAAUAGUAGGUAUUUCAUAGACGCAUAGUUUCUAUUUUUAUAUUUAAAGUAAAGUACUUUUUAAUACUUUUUCUAAAUAAUUGUAAUUUGUUUAGUUAAUAAAUUAAAUUCAAUUGUUAAUUUCAGGUAUCCAGAUUGGUAAUUUUACACGAAGAUGCUGAAGAUGGAAGUGCAAUGCCGGACUUGGAAAAGCCGGUUCAGGCUGUCAGUCGAGCAGUCAUGAAUCUGGUUAAAGUGGGAAAAGAAACUAUAAACAGUAGUGAUGAUCCCAUACUCAAACAAGAUCUUCCAUCAGCUCUUUAUCGAGUUGAAGAUGCAUCACGUUUUCUCGAAGAAGCUUCAGCUAUGCUGAAACAAGACCCAUACAGUGGACCAGCCCGAAGAAAACUGAUUGAAGGAUCCAGAGGAAUUUUACAAGGCACAUCAUCAUUAUUAUUGUGUUUUGAUGAAUCCGAAGUCAGAAAAAUCAUUAGAGAAUGUAAAAAAGUUUUGGACUAUUUAGCUGUUGCUGAAGUUAUCGAAAGCAUGGAAGACUUGGUGCAGUUUCUCAAAGACUUAAGUCCUUGUUUAAGUAAAGUACGUUGUUUUAGUAUUAGUGAAAACAAUGUUUAACUUUAUUAAAUAAUUAAUUUUUAAUACAUUUUUCAAAUGUAAGGUUUCUAGAGAAGUUGGAGCACGUGAAAAAGAACUCACUCAUCAGGUACAUAGAGAUAUACUUGUUCGGUGUCUCGACCAGGUGAAGACAUUAGCGCCAAUACUUAUUUGCAGCAUGAAAAUUUAUAUUCAUAUUCUUUCAGAAGGUAAAAAUACCAUAUAUUUAGUUAAAAUAGGAAAAUUAUUUGUAAUUAUUUAUUGUAUUUAUGUUAACUGUUAAAAUAAUUUCAGGAGGUAAAGGUGCUCCAGAAGCUGCAGAGAAUAGAGAUUAUCUUACUAGCCGAAUGACGGGAGAGUUAUUAGAGAUAAUACGAGUUUUACAGUUGACCACUUAUGAUGAAGAUGAAUGGGAAGCUGAUAAUAUUACAGUAAUGAGAAAAGCACUCAAUGUAAUUGAGGGCAAAGUCAAUACUGCCCAUGAUUGGUUACAAGUAUGUUUUACAUCUUUAUGAUAAUUAAGAGAAGACUAUACCCGCAUUUAUUAUCUCAGUAACUAACGAGCAAAUUAUCAACAUUUUACAAACUUAAAAAAAAUUAAAUUUAUUUAGUAAAUGCUGGUAGGUAUCAUGAGUUAAAAAUAUAAACUUGUAAUUUUUUAGGAACCAUUAUCAAUGCCUGGGGGUUUAGGCGAAAAAUCUAUCCGUCAUCUACUCGAACAAUCUCAUUUAAUAUCAGAACGUUGUUCGCCCAAAGUAAGAGAUCCAAUACAAAAAUUGUGUUCUGAAAUCAAUACUAUGACUGAUGCACUAUGUGAACUACGACAUGAUGGAAAAGGCGCGACUGCCCAAGCAGAGAGUUUAUCUCGUAGUAUCGAUGAAAGAAUUGGAGAGUUAGUUAAAUUGGUUACAAGAUCGGUUAAUGACACGGAAAAAAGUGGUGUAGCCGCCAAGGGACAGCAAGUAGCUCACACACUUGGCGGUCAGCUGGACCAAGCUAGACAGUGGUUGUUACAUCCCGAAAGAAGCGAUAAUGGUUUGGGACAACGGGCCAUUUCAUUGAUUAUUGAUGAAGCUCAUAGGGUAUACUUGUAAAAACAAAAUUGAAUACUUGUUUAUAUGAUUUAAUAUAUAAAAUAUGCUAGGUGGCUGAUGGACUUCCUGGUGUUCAAAGAGCAGAAAUAUUAAAUCUGUGUGAUGAAGUAGACAUCUUGUCUCGACAAUUGAAUGAUUUGUGCAGACGAGGUGAAGGAAACUCUCCCCAAGCACAACAAAUAGCUAGGUAAUAGCUAUAAAUAUUUUUAAUAAUAAUUUGAAAGUUUUUAUAUCAAUAUUAAUCCAAAUUGCAGAAAAUUGUCUCACAAAUUAGAUGAGUUAAAAAGAAUGAUUCAAGAUGCUGUAGUUAGUCGCGUUGUAGAAGAUUUUGUUGAUAUAAAUACUCCAUUGAAACAGUUUACGGAUGUUGUACAUGUUCCGAAAGGUAAACGAACAAAUUUAAAUUAAUUAAAUAUUGUAUUUACCAGGGGAGGGGAUGAUAAUGGCGAUCUCCCCCUCCGUUUAUGUUCCAAUAUACUCUUAGCUGCACUGUACCUUAGUGCCCUAACUUGAUUAUAAACCUCAAAAUAUUUAAAUUUAUUUUUAAUAAAAUUCACACAAAUAUUUACAGACAACGACUUUACGAGGUAAAAAACUACUUAAGCUAUAGACAAAUUAAGAAAUUAAAUUUUCACCAUAAAAAUUAGAACUUGUACUGUUGGUUUUAGUUCUUUGAUAUUGAAUAUAAAAAGUAAAAAAUUAUCAAAUUUUAGAACAAUGAUAACUUUUUCUUUGAAAACGUAAAAGCACUAUUGCACGGUGUCUGUAUUCCUUUUUUAAGUGAAAAUCUGGUUUCUUAAUUAGAUAUACAGUCCGGAUAUUUUUUGCUUUCAAAAGUUUUUUUAGUCAAACAACAGGGAGAGGGGGUAUCACGUCCUAUUAAUGCAUAAAAUAUUGAUUUUUGAUUAAAAAGGUACUCCUGGGCGAGAGGCGAAUUUCGCUGAUAGAGCAAACAGAUUAUCUGAUUGGUCGAAACGUGCUGGUCGAACAGGACGACUUGUAGCUGCUACUGGUAGCGGUGGAAAAAAAUUAUCUGAAGCGCUCAAUCAAGCUGCAACUCAACUCGAAUCCCUCGGACCACAAUUGAUCAAUGGUGGACAAAUUAGAUCACAGUAUUCUGAUAAUAAAGUUGCUGGGGAGCAUUUUGAUAACUUGUGUUCUCAGUAUGCUGAUACAUCGACACGCAUAAGAAAUCUUUGUGAUGAAGCAACUGACUCCGCGACAUUUAUUCGACUUUCUGGUUAGUAUAGAUCCUGUAGUAUAUAAUAUUUUUAAUUUUUUGAUAUUUAUCAAUAAUUUAAACAUUUUUUUACAGAGGAUCAAAUGCGUAAACAUGGAAAAUUGUGUGAAGACUCAAUUGCGAGGCACGACCCAAACAAAAUGGUUGAACAUACCACGGCUAUCGCUCGUUUAGCAAAUAGAGUUUAUCAAGUGGCUAAGCAAGAGGCUGACAAUUCUGAAGAUCCUGUGUUCCACGCAUCUUUAAAUAGAGCGGCGGAUAAUCUGCAAGGAGCUGUAGCUAGAAUGGUUCAAGACGCUAAACCUGUGGCAUUGAACACCAAUGAUAAUCACGCCGUUACACGUUGGCGAGAAUCUUAUAAUGUAUUGUUAGAUGCGAACCGUGUUGUUCGCGGAGUUAUUACUGUUGUACCAGAUUUGUAUGAACUGUCAUUCGAGCCCGAAAUAGCUCCACCUCGCCCACCAUUACCAGGGGAACAAGCACCUCCACCCAGACCACCAUUACCAUCUGAAACUGAUGAUGAAGAUGAAAUGUUUAAGCACGCUCCAUUACCAAAUCAACCUAUUAUGGCCGCAGCCCAUGGACUUCACCAAGAAAUGCAACAAUGGUCCAGUAAAGACAACAAAAUCAUUGCUGCUGCCAAGAAAAUGGCACUUUCAAUGGGUCGUCUGUCCCAAUUGGUUCGCGGACAGACAGGCACUAAACGUGAUCUUAUUGCCUGUGCCAAAGAGAUUGCUGAAGCAUCCGAGGAAGUGACACGUUUGGCUAAAGAAUUGGCCAGAGAGUGCACUGAUAAGAGGAUGAGAACAGUAAGUUUACAAUUUUUGACAAAAAAAAAAAAAAAUUGUACUAAUUUAAUUACAUCAUAAUUAAUUUUAUUUCAGAAUUUGCUUCAAGUCUGUGAACGCAUACCAACGAUUGGUACUCAAUUAAAAAUUUUGUCUACAGUCAAAGCAACAAUGUUGGGAGCACAUGGUUCAGAAGAAGAUCAAGAAGCUACAGAUAUGUUGGUGGGUAAUGCGCAAAACUUGAUGCAGUCCGUUAAAGAGACUGUAAGAGCGGCUGAAUCAGCAUCUAUAAAAAUAAGAACCGAUACUGGUAUACGAUUGUGUUGGGUCAGACGUCAACCGUGGUAUCACUAUUAAUCUUCUGUGUGCUGCAAUAAUACCAUGGCCAUAAACAGGUGUUCAAUAUUGUUUAAGUAUUUAUAAGUCGUAACAAAGUAAUUAAUUUAAAUCACUGUGAGCACCGUCAGGUAUAUUAAUUAUGUAUUUAGUUUCAAGCGCAUUGACAAUAAUAUUAAUUAAUCUGUUUGAAAGAUAAAUCUUUAUGCUUGCGGAUAAAUGCAAAUAAGGUAAUUUUUAAAAAUAUUGUUGUCCUAUUUUGGCCACUAAACCAUUCCAAUGGGUCGACGAGUGCCUUACAUUUGUAUUAAUCAGAGUGGUGCUUAGAGUGGCAUUUGUUAUUAAUCAUUUUAUUGAUAAUAUAAGAGUGUUCCAAUCAAAUUAUUGAUGUAAUAAUCGAGCUUAAAAUUUUAUAAUUUGAGAGUUACCUAUACGUAUAUUAGACGCUUACAAUCAACGAAUUAGAAAUGUACAACGAAUUUAUAAACAAAAAAACUAUGUAUUUUAUUAUGUCUUUUGUGUUGAAUAUAUUUUUAUGCCUCUAGAAAAUUGUAUAUAAAGUAAAUACAUAGGUAGAGGCUUUAUUUUUUACUAUUGUUAUAGCCUGAAUUGAUAUGGAGCCUAUUAAUUUAAAUCAAAGAUUGAAUUAUUUUAAUAAAUAUAUUUUAAAAAUAUAUCUCGUUUUUUUUAGUUUAUGAAUAUUCAGCGCCAAAACAAUAAUAUUUUGUUCUUUGUUUUUAUAUACAUUUAUUAUAUAUAUUUAUAAAUUGUUGGACAAUACUAGUGAUUAGUGCCUUCAUCAUACUUAUUAUCAGCCUCUAUCAAUGAAGAUAAUUGGACACAGAACCAUAAUUUAAGAUAAUAUUAUCUAUUAUCUUUAAUUGUGACAUGAAUUCAAGGUUUAUAGAUAAUCAAUAUUAUUGUAUUGUCUAUAAACCUUUGUAUGAUAAUGCAGGAUAAUAUUAUUAUCUUAGUUCAUUGUUGGACGGUUUGGAUCUGAACAAUUCUAUUAAAAACAUACAUAAUAUUUUUUUAAACGCUCAUAUUAUAUUUAAAAAAAAAUACUUAAGAAUUUAAAGUAACUUUAAAUCAUAUUUAUAUAUACAUUUUCAUUUGUUUCAAUCCAACGUUCAUAUUUUGCUAACAUAUAUAGGUAAUAUCACACUAAUCACGAAUGUUAAUUUGAUAUCUACGUACAAACAGAUUUUUUCAAUGUUUGUUGCGUUACAAAUAUGUAUAUGUGCAUUAUUUUUUUUUUUAUUAUUGUUAUUAUUAUUAUUAUUAUUAUUAUUAUUGUAAUUGGUGGGCACAUGAAACAUUUGUAACUAGUUUAUUGAUUUAUAAAUACAAUUUUUUUUUUUAAGUACCAAGCCAUUAACACAUUAAGAUUAUUAUAAUAUGAAAUUUAUUGUUAAUAAUGCCAAAUUAUGUUCUGUAUAAUUUGAAAUAUUAUGAAAUGUAAUAUAUUUAAUAAUAUAAUGAUUAAUUCAAUGUAAUAUUAUAAUAUAAUUUUGUUAUAACUGAUAUUAUGACACUGACAUUAUUAUUAUAUUUUUUGUAUAAAAAACUACAAAUGCUACAAAUUACAAAAGUACUGAACAAUUUUAAUAAGACUUAUAAAAUGUUUUAACAAUACGUAUAAAAAAAAAAUUGCCACUGUAACUUGUGUGUUGGUGUAAGGAAUGUACGUAAUUUAUUUAGUGCCAUUUCAUAGUCAGCCACAAUCAUAAUUUAUAUGCAUUUUUUUUUUAGUUUUCACUGUUUUCAAAGUUGUUGUGCCUAUCUACUGUAAUUAUAAUAUUAUUGGUCAUAAUAUAUUUAUUUUUUCAAGAA
This is a messenger RNA of Cinara cedri, 9033 nucleotides long. Lineage: Eukaryota; Metazoa; Arthropoda; Insecta; Hemiptera; Aphididae. The record is from the annotation of a GenBank genome assembly.